AUGAACAAGUGCGUUUUGGGGCUCUUCUCCCUCUUCUGCCUCAUCAUGGCUGCAGCAUCACUGAAAUGUGCAACAUGUCAUCUUCAAAUAACAGGAGAGCGCUGCAGAAGAGACUUUGGCAUCUGUGUUGCUCAGAAGGACGAGUCGUGCAUGGUUCUAAAGGUCGUCUAUAACUUUUCUCUCGUGUUAUCCUACAUGGACUGUCAGAAGUUCUGCAAAACUGGGAAGUACGCUAUCAACAGGCGCGUUUACCGGUACACUUGUUGCAAAUCCAAUUACUGUAACAGGCUAAUCUAA
Cavia porcellus (domestic guinea pig) is the source of this 297-nucleotide messenger RNA. RefSeq names its product prostate and testis expressed 3 (gene Pate3). Bases 1 to 297 code for a protein of 98 amino acids. The transcript is spliced from 3 exons. NCBI's taxonomy places the organism in Eukaryota, Metazoa, Chordata, Mammalia, Rodentia, Caviidae. The record is from RefSeq and is a predicted model, not a curated record.